AUGCCAUCCUCCAAAAACGUCGUUCUUCUCGUCUACAAUUCUGUUCUUUUCCUACUCCAUGGCUACGCAUUCGGAUACACUCUUUUCGCAGGAGCAUCCCUCCAGUUCGACUACUCGAGCAUCUCCAACUUCCUUCUCUUCAUCACUUCCCUUCAGUACCUCGAUAUCAUCUUUUCCUUCUUUCUGACAAAGUCCAAUCCGGUCGCAGUUUUCAUCCAGGUUUCAUCCUUUUCUUCUCUGUCCAAUCUCUCGUUUACCUUCCAGGUUUCCGGCCGUCUCCUCGUGCUCUGGACCGCCGGAUACACAAUCAGAUGGACUGCCGUCGUCUUCACUCUCGUCACAGUCUACCUGCUCAGUGAGCUCUGUCGUGGCCCGUUCUACCUCGCAAACUGUCUCGGAUCUCCGAAUGACAACCUCACUUGGCUCCGUUACAAUGCGUUCAAAGUACUUUAUCCGAUUGGAUUUACUUGUGAAGGUCCCUCAGAACGACACCUCUUCCCAAUCUUUUCCUUCUUUUUCCAGGUCUUGUCUUUGCCAACUUCUUUCUGAGCUCUGGAUCCGUGAGCGUGCAAAGUCCCUCAUUCUUCCUCGUUCUCAUUUUCCCGUUCUUCUUCGCAGCCAUCGUGUGGUUCUUGUAUACUUCCAUGAGCAAGAGCGCUGCAAAGAAGAACAAAGAGCUCCAAAGAGCGAAGAGCCAAUGA
Messenger RNA from Caenorhabditis sp. 36 PRJEB53466, 701 nucleotides. The record is from the annotation of a GenBank genome assembly. Lineage: Eukaryota; Metazoa; Nematoda; Chromadorea; Rhabditida; Rhabditidae.